CCUAAAAAAAAAAAAAAAUUAACCAAGAAUUCUCUAGAUCUCUAAAAUUAAAAACAAAUUAAAGAAGUUUCAAAAGGUAGACAAAAAAUCCGAUCUUUUUAGCGUUUUUCGAUCUGAUCUUUAAUUUCUCAUCUUCUUCUUCUUAGUAGACGGGAAUUGAUCUUAAUUGCAAACCUAUUUUGCUAAUUUAGAUUUUUGUACGUCAAAACCGAGCCUCUUUUGUUUUUUAUUUUAUUGUCUUAGGGUUUGAAAAAUGAACGAUCAGCCGUCACCGUCAAUCAUGAAUCAGCAGCCACCGCAAUUGAUGGGUCAGCCACCUCCGAUUCAUCUGCAAUCACUGAUGUUGAGUCACAGUCAAGCCAUGAAUCAACCACAGCCGUUGAUGAUGAUGAUGAACCAGAGACCUUUCAAGAAGUUUCAAAAUCCGUCGAAGUUUAAUAAUAAUUUUGUUCCUUCAAAGCCUAGAAGCAGCAACAACAGCAGCAGCAACUGGAAGGGUAAAAAUGCCAACAACAACAAAAGACUGGAAAAUUCCAAUAAUAACCCUGGUUUAUCUUGUGGUGUUAGUGGCGGCGGUGGCGGAGGGUAUAAGCCACCGAGUUUGAAUGAAUUGCAAACACAAAACAGAAUGAAAGCGCGGAAAUAUUAUCAUCCAAAGAAGAAAUUUAAUAAUAGGUUCGCGCCUUAUGCGCCGAGGAAUACGACGUCGUUUAUUAUCCGGGCGAAAAAAUCCGGUGGGAUUGCUUCGUUGGUUUCUCCGUGUCCGGUGACUCCGGCAAUGUUGCCAACUCCGAUAUUUUCGCCUUCGAGGGAGGUGUUAGGUGAUAUGGCGAAAGAGGAGUGGGGUGUUGAUGGGUAUGGAUCGAUGAAGGGUUUGAUUAGGUUGAGAUCCCCUGGAAAUGAAGCGAGUGAGGAUGAUGAGGAUGAUGAGGAGAGCGAUGUGGAAGAGCAUGUGGAAGUGGAAAGGAGAUUGGAUCAUGAUUUGAGUAGGUUUGAGAUGAUUUAUCCGAGCGGUGGUGGUGUUGGAGGGGAGUAUAGUUAUAAUAAUAAUAAUGUCUUGGAGAAUAGGGUUGAUGAUCAGGACACGCAUAUAGCGCAAUUGGAAGAGGAGAAUUUGACUUUGAAAGAGAGGUUGUUUUUGAUGGAGAGUGAGUUAGGGGAUUUGAGGAUGAGGUUGCAGUUUUUGGAGAGGCAUCAGCAGCAUGGUCAGAGUAGCAGUAGUGCUAUGGUUUUGGAAGAUGUUAAUGAGGAGGUUGUGGAGAAUGUUUCUGAGAAUGAGAGUGAUGGAGGAUCUGAUAUUGGUGUGAAUACUGUAGCUAACGACGGUAACGAGGAGGUGAUGGAGUGUGUAAGAAAUGUUAGUAAUUUUGAUAAGGAGGAAGGGGAGUGAUGAUGUUUGUAUGGAAGAAAAUGUACUGAUGAUCAAGUUAUCAUGAAGCAUGAGGUCAAGGAUGAGAAGGCAGGUAGUGGAUUUGUUAAUGAUGGGGAAAAAGGAGACGAUUUUGUAGCUACUGAUGCAGAAACAGUGAAGGUUGAUGAAGCAAAUGAUGAAGAGGGAAAGCUAACUUUUACCAGACCGUCUGGUUUCAAAGGUGGAGGAGCCUGUCCAAAGGUGAUACUGCUGACAACAGGGUUGUGCAAGACAAAAUGGUUUCAAAGGAGGACACUUCUCAUGAUAAUCAAGUGUCCUUAGAGAAGAGCAUUGGCGGUGGUGACUAAUGUUUUGUCCCGCGUUAAUGGAAGGGAGGCCUGCUGUUCUGAUCUGUGCACAUGAGAUCUGAAACUUUUGAGCCUGAAGAACUUCUUCCUCUGAAAUCCCAGGUUGUUAUGACAUGAAGCCAUAGAAAAUUACAUAUGAUUGGGUGAUAGUGGAUGGUAGGUUUAUUACCCUCUGAUUCCAGAUAUGAUUAGAAGUAGAAAACCGGCUGUUUGGAGAUUCUAAUAAAACUUUCCCAUCUGAGACUCUGAUUACAGUUUCCAGUUUGACAAAUGCUGGGAAUUUUGGUUGCGUGUUGCUCUUGGAACUUUGCUUAUUAGUGCUAAACUCGUACUUUUGAUGCCAAUAACUGUUAUUGCUUAUUGUUGUUUGUAGUCAAAGAGGGUAGAGUUGCAUUCAGCUCGACACUUUUGGUCUCUCUCCGUCUGCUUUAAGCCGUGUUCCUGCAUUCCUUUACCCGACAUGAAGAUGGCAGCAAUUAUUUGUCUGCCGUAUCAGGUUCAUUGUUAAUACAAUGUUAUUUGUCGAAUCUUGACAGGAUUCAUGCUCAUGCUAUGUUAGCUUAUGUGUCUAUAAUCUAGUCAUGAAGUGAGUGAUAGGUAAUUAACAUUUACAGUUUUUGUGGGGGCAUCAUUCAUGGUGGAGAACCGUAGGGUUCUUGCUUAAUCUUUGAAAUCAAGAAAAGGCCAAAUCCUUGUUUCCUGUGUGCUUGAACCUUGAAAACCCAGCUUCCAAGAUGCGUGGCUAAUCCACGAAGCAACCUUUCAUGAUUUGUUUUUUUACUUUGGAUACAAGGGGUCCUAUAGUAGAGUGUACUUUUAAUUGUUUCCAUAAGAAUAUUUCAAACAUCACAGCUGCAUGAGAAGACUAAGAUUUUUCCUUUAAA
Molecule: messenger RNA, 2603 nt
Organism: Populus euphratica (Euphrates poplar)
Lineage: Eukaryota; Viridiplantae; Streptophyta; Magnoliopsida; Malpighiales; Salicaceae
Exons: 4
Coding region: 254-1390 (378 amino acids)
Source: RefSeq, a predicted model, not a curated record